Messenger RNA from Musca domestica (house fly), 6165 nucleotides. RefSeq names its product ephrin type-B receptor 1-B (gene Eph). Gene Ontology annotation, cellular component: membrane; neuron projection. Gene Ontology annotation, biological process: protein phosphorylation; cell surface receptor protein tyrosine kinase signaling pathway; axon guidance. The transcript is spliced from 2 exons. Gene Ontology annotation, molecular function: transmembrane-ephrin receptor activity; protein binding; ATP binding. The record is from RefSeq and is a predicted model, not a curated record. NCBI's taxonomy places the organism in Eukaryota, Metazoa, Arthropoda, Insecta, Diptera, Muscidae. The coding region runs from base 967 to 5346 and encodes 1459 amino acids.
AGUUAGAAAUGUGUUGUGGCAAAUGUUAUACAUUCAUUAGAUAAAUAAACCUAUUUCUAACGUUUUUUUGUAUUUGUAAUGGUAGCAUUGUGUGUUUCCAAGAAAAUGUCACUACAUUUUCCCAAAACCGUGAUAAUUAAAAGAACAACACACCAAAAUUUAACAGUUUAACUCUAAUCGUGUAAUGUAAACAAAUCAGUUGUUGUUAAUAACUCCCAUUGACAGCUGUUAAAUGUUAUGUGCACAGGGUUGUAUUUUUUAUCACACAAUCAUGCACCUGAUUAUCUGCUCUUUCUUCUUCUUCUUGCUGCUGCUGAUGUUAUGUUAACCCACCACAAUUAUUACUCCUUUGCUUUGCUUGCUACCAACAAAUGUGGGCGAGUGAGCGAGUCAACAACGACAUAACAAACGAACGAACGAGUGGUGAACGAGUAUCUAUGGCCUAACAAAUAAAGUGAUUACUUUGUAACUGGAUAGAUACAAAUGAUUACUUUUCGUGUGUUGUGUUGAGCGCAGCGAGAACAGCAGCAGCAGUCAGGCAGCAUUGUGUUUGUGCAAACCAACCAAAAUACGUGUAUAUGUGUAUUUAAAAUAAUGAUUUUAACACGACGGUUGGGAUAAACAAAAAGCCGUUCAAAAAAUCAAAUAAAAAUCAAAACUAUAAAAUUAACAAAAUCAAAAGUGCGCACGAUUGAAAUUCAAUGAAAUUUUGGCAAAAAAGCAAAGGUGUUUCGCUUAAAACGAGGUGAAAAAACUUGAAGUGUGUGGUGUUGUACCCCCAACUUAAUCAUAACAAGAAAAAAUGUGUAUUCGAUGAAAUUCCUUAGUAAAAAAACUGGACAAAACUCUGUGAGCAUUGAGCAGCAGUGGCAGCAAGCAAAAAUGAUACUUCUCUUCUAAUCAACAGAAAAAAGGCCGACGAAUUGCCUUUGGAAACGGAAAAAAGUAAUUAAAGUGAAUUAAAUUAUGAUUAUUCUGAACCAUUCCAAAUCUACUCACCACACGCAACGAGAAAAACCUCCGGAUUUAGAAUGUCAUUGCUCAGUAGUAGUGAAAAGCCAUGAAAAUGUCAACGACAUUGCUAGUAAAAAGAUUAAUAAUAAUAACAAACAAGAACAACCACAACAACAACAACAACAAAAGACAACCAGUAUUUGGCAUUAUUUAAAUUCAUCAGCAUCAUUAUUAACAUCAUCAGCAGCAGUAAUAGCAGCCGCAAAAUUAGCAGCACCAUCAUCAUCGUCAAUAUUAGCCUGUAGUUGUAAUCAUCAUGGGAGUAGUGAAAUAAAUGCAGUUUUCAAAAACGACAACAACAACGACUACGAUAAUUAUUACAACACCACUAAUAAUAGGAGAAGGGGUGCUGGCAGCAGCUGCCACCAAGGCUGCAUAAAGUUAACACCUUCUUCUUCAUCAUCUUCUUCUUCUCAUAUAUCAUCGAUUUCAACAAGACUGGAUGAGAAUACAUCAAAAUCAAAAAUUAGUAUGAAUUUGAAUUUAAAAAAUGCUUCCACGACAAUUAAUCUACAAAAAGGACGACGAAGAAAUAUAACUACGUGCCCAGAAGAGAGGCAGCAGCAUUGUUGUUUUACAAAAACAUCACCACCAUUGUCGGCAAUAACAAUGAACAAAACUAUGUCACCAACGACAACAGCGGCAGCAGCAGCAGCAAAUAACUUGGCUGACACUGCAAAGGCAACAGUGAAAUUGGUCUUUAAAAGAGCCUCAACAUCUCUAUUGCUAACAUCAACAACAUCAUUAAAUUAUUGUCCAUUUUCAAGGAUUUCGACGACAACAAAAGCAACCGCAGCAGCAGCAACAAAACAUCGACGACAUUCAUCGAAUUUAAAUAAAGCCGCCACACAAAACUCAUCAUCAUCAUCAUCGUCAUCAUCACCAGCAUUAGCAACACCACCAACAUCGCCAGCAUCAUCCUUGCCAUUAUCUCCCCUACCACCAGACAAAAUAUUUGAAGAAAAUUUCAAACACAAAUCCUGCCACAAAUCACCAACAGCAGCAGUAUUUAAUACCCGCAAUAGCCAUAAUACAAUUAUGCCCCCCAAUGCCACACUGCCCCACCAUGGUGGCGGUGCAACUAAAUCUACGAAAUAUCUCUCAUUCAUACAGUCGUCGUCUAUCAUUAUAAGUAUUUUAGUUUUAAUUUGUAUGCAGCUGAAUUCGGUGGCUGCCGAUCAAGUGAUACUAUUGGAUACAACGCGAGAAGCAACCCUGGAAUGGACCCGUCACCCGUAUGGACCACAGGCUCAGACACCCGGUUGGGUUGAGGAAAGUUUUACGGACUUUGUAAAGGGUAUUAAUUGGCGUAGCUACGUUGUCUGUGAUGUGGCCUAUCACAAUGUCAACAACUGGCUGUGGUCGCCAUUUAUUGAUCGCGGUCCAGCCAAUCGGCUCUAUAUUGAAAUACAAUUUACCAUAAGAGACUGUUCGCUGUUUCCCGGCAAUACAUUGUCCUGCAAGGAGACGUUUAGUUUGUUGUACUACGAGUUCGAUGCGGCCACCAGGGAACCGCCACCAUGGCAAACCGAUAGCUAUAAGCUAAUAGCCCGUAUAGCUGCCGCCGAGGGUCGUUUCAAUCAAAAUUCCGAUGUUGACAUUAAUACGGAAGUGAAAAGCAUUGCCGUCACCAAGAAGGGGGUAUACUUUGCUUUUCGCGAUCAAGGAGCCUGUAUUAGUGUCUUGGCAGUGAAGGUCUACUACAUAACCUGUCCGGCGGUGACGGAAAAUUUGGCCCAUUUCAAAGAGACACCAACGGGCCGUGAAAUUACCAUUCUUGAAAAACAGAACGGCACCUGUGUGGACAAUGCUGAGGCAUAUGAACAACCAACAUAUUUGUGCAAAGGUGAUGGCAAGUGGACCAUUUUGACUGGAGGUUGCCGUUGUAAGGGUGGCUAUGAACCGGACAUUGCCAACAAGACUUGUACCGAAUGCCCGGUUGGAACAUUCCGUUCGCCUGAGGUCACCAAAUGUAUACCCUGUCCGCCAAAUUCAAAUGCAUCGAAGGUGGCCUCCAGCUAUUGCAAGUGUUUGCCUGGUUUCAAUCGCCAUCCCAGGGAUGGCAAAUAUAUGCCAUGCUACAAGCCACCAGGACCACCCACAAAUCUCACCUUGCUCUUUGUCGAUCAUAUCAGUGCAAUUUUGUCAUGGAAUGCCCCAGUUCGGGAGCCUACUGCUGCCGAUGCCAAUUCCCUGUAUCGCAGUGAUAUAGUCUAUAAGGUUGUCUGCUCAUCCUGUUCUUCCAAUGUGGUCCUAACACCCAACACCGACACAUUCAAUGACACCAAAUUGACACUAACCAAUCUGGAACCACUGACAACCUACACCAUUCAAAUCCACUCCAUGAAUGGUGUGUCUUAUGUUGCUGACAAUGGCACGGGAGGCAAUGAUAAUGACAAGGGCCAGAGGAACUCAAACGAUUCAUUUAGUUCGGAAGAGAACACUGGAAGUGGUAAACAUCAUGACAAUGAAAUACCCCUAAUGCCAGGGCCAACAUCCAGUAUACCCCAUGGCGCUGGGGCCACCAGCAGUAUUCACAAUCAACCUAUAGAUUUAAGUCAAAUCAAGACUGAAUGGGAUGAGAUUACUUUUACCACAACGGAAUCGGCCAUAUUGUCGACUGUGAGCAAUGUGCGGAUUGUACUGGCCACCAGUAAUGAAGUAGAUUUGAUUUGGGAGAAACCGGUGCAAACUGAUGCUCCCAUUGAAUUUUAUGAGGUGCGUUGGUUUCCCAAGCCGGAUUUUGAUGCCAUCAACAAAACCUCCUUGACCACCAAGGAAACAAAGGCCCAUGUUGAAGGUUUGAACGAUAAUACGGAGUAUGGUUUUCAGGUGCGUUACAAAACCAUAAAUGGCUAUGGAACAUACAGCAACAUUGUGUAUGCCCAUACACAGCCGGGUGUUGGAUCAGUCUAUGAGGAAAAUUUACAAAUGCGUAUUGUGGCCGGAGCCACGGUAGCUGUGGUUGUUAUUUUGGUUUUGGUAAUCAUAGCCACAGUGGUGUUCUUGCGCUCCAAAAACCAGGAUGAUUUGGAUAAGAAGUCUAGCAAUCACAUGCCUCUGCCUUUGGAUUAUGCCAGCAAUGAGGGACAGGUUGUGACCUAUAUACAUGCCAUGGACACAACACCCAUUGUCAAGACGAUACAAUCGAAUGUUACCACACCCUUGUUUGGCAAUAGUCGAAGCUAUGUUGAUCCCCAUACCUAUGAGGAUCCCAAUCAGGCCAUACGAGAGUUUGCCCGGGAAAUAGAUGCUAAUUACAUUACCAUAGAGGCCAUUAUUGGUGGUGGUGAAUUUGGAGAUGUGUGUCGUGGCCGCUUGAAAAUACCCCCGAAUUUUGUUCAGGACAUUGAUGUUGCCAUUAAGACUCUAAAACCAGGGUCAUCAGAAAAGGCACGCUGUGACUUUUUGACCGAAGCCUCGAUUAUGGGCCAAUUUGAUCAUCCCAAUGUUAUAUAUCUGCAGGGUGUGGUGACACGUUCAAAUCCGGUCAUGAUCAUCACCGAGUACAUGGAGAACGGUAGUUUGGAUACAUUUUUGCGGGUUAACGAUGGCAAGUUUCAAACACUGCAGUUGAUUGUGAUGCUGCGAGGCAUUGCCAGUGGCAUGGCAUAUUUGAGCGAAAUGAAUUAUGUACAUCGUGAUCUGGCGGCCCGCAAUGUGCUGGUAAAUUCCCAGUUAAUUUGUAAAAUUGCCGAUUUCGGCUUGUCGCGAGAAAUAGAGAAUGCCAGCGAUGCAUAUACCACACGUGGUGGUAAGAUACCGGUACGCUGGACCGCACCCGAGGCCAUUGCAUUUAGAAAAUUCACCUCGGCCUCGGAUGUUUGGUCAUACGGUGUGGUCUUGUGGGAGGUAAUGUCGUAUGGUGAACGUCCCUACUGGAAUUGGUCGAAUCAGGAUGUCAUCAAGAGCAUCGAGAAGGGUUAUCGUCUGCCGGCUCCCAUGGACUGUCCGGAGGCCUUGUAUCAGUUAAUGUUGGAUUGCUGGCAAAAACAACGGACACAUCGGCCAUCGUUUGCCAGUAUUGUAUCGACCUUGGACAAUUUGGCACGCCAGCCGCAGGCAUUGCUCACCACCCGCAAUUCGCCGGAGAAUGAUGGCGCCCACAUUAUGGAUAGCCAGCGGGGUCAUAAUAUCUUCAUCAGUACCGACAUCUGGUUGGAUAACAUUAAAAUGUCACGCUAUUCGCAACACUUCAAAGAGGCUAAUCUAGUGACGGCUCAACAGAUCUCAAGAUUAACUGCUCAACAGCUCUCCGACAUGGGUAUAACAUUAGUGGGGCACCAGAAGAAAAUCUUACACCAAGCCAGGCAAUUAGACACCAUAAUUUAGCAAUUUUAUUAAAACAAAAAAUACACACACAUAUAUACAUAUACAUACAUAUUUAGAAUACAAAAACAAAAAAUUUAAUAUUAUUAAUAUUAAUAUUGUAUGCUGCAAAAUUGCAAUUAAAACAUUUUUUUAGUAUGUACAUAUUAUACAUAAAUAUAUAUAAUUUUUUUACCCAUAAUUAUUAUAUAUUAAAAACAAAGAAAACAAACAAGCAAAACGAAUGAACAAUUAUGAUUUUUCGUCAAACAAAAUACAAACGAACGAGGAAAAGAAAAGAACACAAAACACAGCUCUCUCUAUAUACAUUAUAAAUAACAAAGCAGAGAGUUAAAGAAGAAAUUUCAUAGGCAGCGUAUAUAGAGUGCUAUGUUCGGCAGGGCCGAAUUUAGUAUACCCUCCACCAACAAAAAAAUAUUUUAUAUCUCACUUAAAGAUAACAAGACAUCUUGACAUGACGUUACAUUAAAGAACAAAGAAACAAACAAACAAAAAAAUAUGCAGACAUGAGUAUAAUCAAAUUGUUGAACUCUUUUUUUUUUUUUUAAAUAAUUUCUAUUGAAAUCAGUAUUUAAUUUUAUUUUUAAAUGAUGUAAACAAUGUUAGCACGAAUAUGAAAGUUUUUAAUAUUUGUUUUUUUUUAUAUCUAUCAAUUCUAGAUAUUUAAAUUUUUUAAGUUUUUUAAAAGUGAUUUUAUUCAUAGAUGUUUCUUGCAUGUUUUUUAAACAUAUUUUGGACUGCAACAAUUUUGAUUUAAUUCUUAACAACAAAAAAACGAUAAUAAAUUUUAUUCGAAAUGAUUAUUGGAAACAAUAUAAAGAA